Camponotus floridanus (Florida carpenter ant) is the source of this 2332-nucleotide messenger RNA. Its product is annotated as transcription factor GAGA. Gene Ontology annotation, cellular component: nucleus. Bases 400 to 1635 code for a protein of 411 amino acids. NCBI's taxonomy places the organism in Eukaryota, Metazoa, Arthropoda, Insecta, Hymenoptera, Formicidae. The record is from RefSeq and is a predicted model, not a curated record. Gene Ontology annotation, molecular function: protein binding. Gene Ontology annotation, biological process: regulation of transcription by RNA polymerase II. The transcript is spliced from 5 exons.
AGGCAGUAAUGACGCCUCUGUACGUGUGCGUGUGACACGCGUCCGCGAUCUGUCCGCUUCUGACAGGGGACAGGGUUUGAAUCAGUUUGAAUCUCUCGCCUCGAAAGCCGCGCCGCAGCUCGCGAGAUCAAUUCCUCGACUACUGUCGCGACGUCGCAUUCCCGCCCGUGCGAUGCUCCCGAUCCGGGGACGUCGCGUCGCCUGACACUCCGCGUGCGGUUUGAAUCUCGCAGCCGUUCGGGCUGUCGACUUAUGUGACCCCCGUGCGUGAGUACGACUUUCUCCAACCUCGUUUCGUUUCGCGCAACCGUCAACUGGACAGGAUCGCGAUCAUCGUCGUCGUCGUCGUCAUUGCCAGGAAUCACAGGAGGCCUACGCAGUUGAGCUUUUCGAUACAAAAUGGGUAGCAGCAGCCAGCUUUACAGUCUCUCCUGGGGAGAAUUCAGUUCCUCUCUGGUCUCUGCGGUACAGCUAUUGAGAGGACAUGGCGAUUUGGUGGAUGUUACCUUGGCUGCUGGUGGACGUAGCUUUCCUGCGCAUAAAAUUGUUCUCUGCGCAGCCAGUCCGUUUCUGUUGGAUCUGCUCAAGAGCACACCGUGCCAACAUCCAGUAGUUAUGCUGGCAGGAAUUGGAGCAGAUGAUUUGGAGUCUUUAUUAGAAUUUGUAUAUCGGGGAGAGGUAAGCGUCGAGCCAUCGCAGUUGCCUUCCUUACUUCAGGCCGCCCAUUGCUUGUGCAUCCAUGGAUUAACUCCACCAACUGUAGUAACAGAGAGUGGAGAAGAAGUUCCUGCAUCAGCGAUACCAACACCAAAUGAUGCUUUGUCGAAGGCGACACUCAACUCAUAUAAUCCACUGAAGCGGAGAAAAAAGAGGAGGAAAUCGUCCACAUCUUCUGGAAAAUGGCCCUGCACCAGUAACACUACUGAGACUAGCGAAAACAGAGUGGAUGAUAACAACAGAACAAUGCCUUACGAAAACAAGGAUGAUGAUGCUACAGAUCAGACUGAUGAUGCAGCGGGCACCAACUGCCUGGUUGGAAACUACGCGAACAACCAUCAGGGCGGCAGUCAUUCACCGCGACUUCAAGAAUCAUCCAUCGCGGAUAAUCAUCAGACGGCGUAUCAGGAUCACAUCUCGGAUGGCGAAUCGCAUCUGCAGUCAUUGAUGCCAAUGCAAUUCUCGCCGCUGCACAUACCACAGUUCCACAGCUCUCUGGGUUUUCCAUCCGCUUUGUCGUUGUCUAGUUUAGCGGCCACUCAAGCAGGAAGCGCGAAUCAGUCGAAGACGCGCGGUGCUUCCGAUUGUCCAGGUGUCUGUCCGCUUUGCGGCGCAACGUUGCGCCAGGCGAGGAAUCUGCGCAGGCACCUGUUGUCCUCGUGCAAGUAUCGGUUCAGUAACAACUCGACGAUGACUACGACAACGCAGAAUUCUGAUACAACGAUGAUGGAGAUCAAGCCUGAAGUUGAAUUGUCCAGUUAUAACGAUCAGUCGUCGGUAACUUAUGGGACCGACAGCGGCAGUAAUAGUUGCGAACAGAUAGUUUGUAAGCCCAGCCUACCUUCGCCGACGUUGCAUGGGCCUGAAAACGCGGUUUCGCCACCAAGCAGUAUCCCGUCGCCGACGAUCGCUAGAUAAAUGAAGGAGACUCGUCGAGACAAGCACGAGGAUCGUUAUUGAUUAUUCGUUUCGUAGUCUUACAGAUUUUGUUCGAUUGUGUUAUGGUGAUUGAAUUCGAGAGUGCUAUGAUGUUACGUGAGGAUGAAAAAAUGAAAACCUUGCGUUAUUUGUAUAGUAUAUUAGUAUCCAUUUAUGAGAACAUUUAUUUGUAAUUACUCAUUAUUUAACUAGAUCAAUUCAGAAUAUAUUUAUGCGAUUAAGUUUAUACACGAAUCUUCCACGCGUUAGUGUGUAAGGAUACCAUAGGAUUAAUCGAUGCAGUUUUAAGCGGGAAAAGUUCUAUUGUGACAUAAAAGAUUCUUAUUCUUUUACUAUAUGACUUAUACGGUAAUCGAAAUUUCCUAUAAUCGUGCAAUUCGAGUUUACAAUUCAUUUUACUGCCUCUUUAAUUCCCUCGCCACGGAAUGGUCUAAUAGCAAUAUAAAUUUAAAUAUAUAUUAGCUAACUGUAAUUUAUGAGUAUCAUUUUUUAACGAAACCGAAGAUCUUCCACAACAGCCACAAGAUGAAAUCGGUGCACAUUCCUAUUUUGUAAUGACGGACUUUGCUGUGUACGCGUGGACCGUUGACAAUAGUAUGUGCAUAUACGAAACAAUUAGCAUUUCGAUUGAAAGAAGAAGUAUAAAAUAACGGGUAUAAUAAUGUAUUAACCAGUU